Molecule: messenger RNA, 1768 nt
Organism: Lolium rigidum
Lineage: Eukaryota; Viridiplantae; Streptophyta; Magnoliopsida; Poales; Poaceae
Product: eukaryotic translation initiation factor-like
Exons: 7
Coding region: 565-1725 (386 amino acids)
Cellular component (GO): eukaryotic translation initiation factor 4F complex
Molecular function (GO): translation initiation factor activity; mRNA binding; protein binding
Source: RefSeq, a predicted model, not a curated record
ACGCGGGUCACAGCCCAGCUCCCUCAGCAACUCAGCUCCACUCCCCGACCAGCACACGCCGCCGCCCCCCGCCCGCCGCCACGCCUUGAGCUCCUAACCUAGCCAACGCCACCGAUGGACUCGGAUGAGGAGGCCGACUAGAUAGCCCUGGAGGAAGAGGCGGCUGCGAUAGCAGCAGCAGCAGCUCCGGCGGCGGCGGCGACACGGGAUUGCGCAGGCGUAGCAACCAAACGCUAGCCGGCGCAAGAGAUGGUGCAGGUAGGGUAGCUGAGAGUAAAGCAUGGUCUUCUUAAGCAUCUCUUCUACUUGGAUGCUUUCUGAGAAGUGCAGGGUUUGAUCACUGCGUUGAAGCACCUGCAAACGUCAAUUGGAAGAGGGAGAACACUUUCUGCCCUGCUUAACUUCUCUCUCUGCCUUGUCAGGAAGAAUUUAUCAACCAUCCAAUGGAAACAGCAUGCAGAAGUUGCGGUUUUGAACACAAAGAAGUAACUGGCGAACAAUUCAUGUUUAGUUGCUUUGUUGAUUUUAACUGAACUUAUUUUGUCUACAGAGAUACUUCUGAACAUGUGUGUAAUAGUGUUUAUCCUUUACCUACUUCUGAACAAUGCCAUUUUGUUUUCCAUAUUUCAGGUUGGCCCCCCUUUUGCUCUAGUCAAGGCUGAGGUUCCUUGGUCAGCCCGAAGAGGCAAUCUUUCGGAGAAAGAGAGAGUGCUGAAAAAAGUGAAAGGUAUAUUGAACAAACUGACGCUAGAGAAAUUUGAGCUACUCAAGGGGCAACUGCUGGAUACUCGAAUUACUACAGCUGAUAUCUUGAAGGAUGUUACGUCUCUCAUAUUUAGGAAGGCUGUUUCUGAGCCCACCUUCUGUUCCAUGUAUGCUCAACUAUGUUAUGAAGUCCAUGACUACCUCCCAUCAUUCCCUGCUGAAGAACCAGGAGGAAGAAAUAUUAUAUUCAGACGUCUGCUGUUGAACAAUUGUCAGCAAGUUUUUGAAGAUCCUGAUAGCCUAAGGGUUGAGAUUGCAAGACUGACUGGCCCUGACCAAGUGAUGGAAAGAGGGGAUCAGGACAUGAUUUUCAAACUUAUAACACUUGGAAAUAUUCGUCUAAUUGGUGAGCUAACGAAGGCAAGGAUGGUUCCUGAGAAGAUAGUUCAUCACAUUAUCAAGGAGUUACUAGGGUCUGAUAAAAAGGCUUGCCCUGACGAGGAACACAUCGAAGCCCUCUGUCAGUUCUUCAAUACGGUUGGUAAACAUCUUGAUGAGAACCCAGGGUCUUGCCGAAUGAAUGACACCUACUUCAUCCAGAUUAAGGAUCGAGUAGCAAACCCUGAGUUGACUCCACGCUCAAAGUUCAUGCUUCUCGAUUUGAUUGCUCUCCGUUCUAACAACUGGGUGCCUCGACGUGGGGAGGUAGGGGAUGUUCCUUGUGACAUUUGGCAUUGGCAAGAUGCGUCCACGAACUAUUUGUCAAACCUCGGCUACAUAAGAGCAGAGACGGAGAAGUUGGAGUCAGAGAUGAAGAGGAUUGCACUUGAGGGACAGCAGAAGCAAACCUGUAAGCUAAGCGAUGAAGACAUGAAGAUCACAAGGAUGACUAUGUUGCUCACUGCUUUGUUACAAGAUAACAAGGAUUGCAAGAAUGAGAUACUUAAGGUGUUGAAGCUGACAGUGGCAAUUCUAUUUGCCAUUCUUUGUGUAUGUGUUGUAGGUGUGAUGAAGAAGUGAACACUGAAUCGUUUCAAAUAAUGUACUGUGCUCAUAUUAUAAA